Juglans regia (Persian walnut) is the source of this 537-nucleotide messenger RNA. RefSeq lists its product as uncharacterized. Bases 1 to 537 code for a protein of 178 amino acids. NCBI's taxonomy places the organism in Eukaryota, Viridiplantae, Streptophyta, Magnoliopsida, Fagales, Juglandaceae. The transcript is spliced from 2 exons. The record is from RefSeq and is a predicted model, not a curated record.
AUGGCGGAUAAAUCAUCCAAACACCGCAGAUUGGGUUCCAUGCCUACUAUCUCUUUUGGAGAAAAGACUGUCAAAGGGGUCCUAAACCCCCAUGAUGACGUCUUGGUAGUCACCUUGUUAAUUGCAAACUACACGACCAAGCGGAUCCUAAUCGACAAUGGGAGCUCAAUUGACAUCUUAUUCUGGCAUGCCUUCGCCAAAAUGGGCAUUAGCCCCAAUAGGCUAUCCCCGUCAUCCUACAAUGACAUAUUAGGACACCCAACUUUGAAUAAUUUGAAGGUUGUCACUUAUACCUACCACUUAAAAAUGAAGUUUCCAACGGAGACUGGCAUCGGCAAGAGCCAGGGAGAGCAAAUCCUAGCACGAAAAUGCUAUGUGCAGGAACUCAGAGCAGGAGCGCCAAACGUAUGUGUCGCGGAAAAUUUGGAAAGGAAGCCGCCACCCCCACCAUUAAUCAUAGCUAGCCAAGACAUGGAAGCAAGGGAUGAGAACAAUCUGAUGCAGGCAGAGGCAAACGAGCCUCUAAAGAUGAGAUAG